Messenger RNA from Recurvomyces mirabilis, 1878 nucleotides. RefSeq lists its product as uncharacterized. Lineage: Eukaryota; Fungi; Ascomycota; Dothideomycetes; Mycosphaerellales; Teratosphaeriaceae. Gene Ontology annotation, biological process: transmembrane transport. The record is from RefSeq and is a predicted model, not a curated record. Bases 1 to 1878 code for a protein of 625 amino acids. The transcript is spliced from 3 exons. Gene Ontology annotation, molecular function: transmembrane transporter activity. Gene Ontology annotation, cellular component: plasma membrane.
AUGCAGUCGAUACGACAAUACAGGCGCUUCCGGACAACUGUCAAGGCACAAGUAGAGCGUGACAGGGCCCGAGCACAAGGCUUGCACUCCGAACAUCAUGCCCGGGACUCGCCACUCUCUUCAGAAGAGGACAAGACCGACCUCGAGAAAGCCGAAAGCUACCACAGUCUACCUCAUGGCGUCAACCCGGGCGAAGUCAACCCAAAUCUCGGUCCUCCCGGCCCUAGCGAGGAGGUCGACAUCAUGCAGCACAAUCAGCGGCCUGAGCAGUACGAGGAAGCCGAAUCACCAAACCAAGAGAACCUCGACCAGGACGACGAUGACGAUGAAUUACGACAGCAGCGGACUACGCUUUCUAGAAUAACGACACAGCACUCUGCUAUGACAGAUCGUACAGCACUGGGACGGGCACUGACUGGCAUCAAUAUCCGGAAGCGAUUGACAAAGGAAGGUGGUGAAGGCAACGUCUUCAUCGUUGGCUAUGAAGGUCCGCACGAUGAGAAUGACCCGCAUCAUUGGUCUUUUUGGAUCCGCAUUCCAUGCACGUUUCUGAUUGCUAGUAUCGGAUGUGUCGUUGGUAUUGCCAGCGCCAUCGAUAGUAGUGCGCUGCCUCACGCAGCAGCAGAGUUUGGUGUAUCCGAGGUGGUAGAGUCCCUGGCUACCGGGCUCUUUCUGAUCGGGUUUGGGGUUGGCGCUCUCUUCGCUGGACCAAUAUCCGAGACCGUCGGGAGGAAUCCAGUGUACAUCGUCACACUGGCCGUCUAUAUGUGCUUCAUCCUUGGCUCUGCAUUAGCCCCUAACAUUGGUGCGCAGCUAGCAUUACGAUUCUUUGCGGGAUUAUUCGGCAGCACGCCUCUUACCUGCGCGGGUGGCUCGAUCAGCGAUUUAUGGUCUCCACUGGAAAGGGUCUUUGCCUUCCCGGUAUUCGCAAACGCUGCGUUCACAGGACCGUUACUAGGCCCAGUCAUGGGAGGCUUCAUCGUCCAAUAUAUUGACUGGCGAUGGGUCGAAUGGGUCACACUCAUCGCAUCCGGCCUCGUGCUCACUCUCGUGGUCCUGUUCCAGCCAGAGACAUAUCCACCUAUACUGCUUAAAUGGAAAGCCAAGCACUUGAGAGAGCUCACUGGUGACCAGCGUUACAAAGCAGAGAUCGAGGUACGGGAAGAGAGUCUGCCACAUCGACUGAAGCGAGCACUGUACCGACCAAUUUUGCUCACGAUCCGUGAGCCGAUCAUCAUGCUUGUGGCACUGUACCUCUCGGUCAUCUAUAUUGUGCUGUUCAGUUUUCUAGACGGCUACACCUACAUCUUCACCGACAACUACGGGCUAUCUGAGGGUCUGACUGGUUUGUGUUUCCUCGGGAUCAUUAUCGGUCUCUUUGGUGCUUCUGCACUAGUGCCUCUGAUAUAUAAGUGGGCGAAAGUGGAGAUGAAAAAAGCUGAAGAGGAGGGAAGAAGAGGUAUCUCGCCAGAGUUUCGGAUGUGGUUCUGCAUGCUUGGGGGCUCUUUCGCCAUACCCAUCUCACUCUUCUGGAUGGGCUGGACUGCUAGACCAGACAUCUCAAUCUGGUCGCCUCUGGUUGCAUCAAUCUUUUUCGGCUACGGCAUCUUAACAGUUUUCAUCUCGUGCUACCAAUACAUUAUUGACAGCUACGAGACAUAUGCAGCGUCUGGACUGGCCUCCAUAACGCUCAUUCGAUACGUAAUGAGCGGAGCAUUCGUCGUAAUAGGCAUUCCAUGGUACGAGAAUCUAGGCGUGCCUUACACGUGCACUAUCUUAGCAUGCCUGAGUAGCUUGCUCGUGCCGGUACCUUAUUUGUUCUAUAUCUAUGGCCCAAAAAUCAGAAGCAUGUCGAAGUAUGCUGUGACCAGCGAUUGA